This is a messenger RNA of Saimiri boliviensis boliviensis (Bolivian squirrel monkey), 2412 nucleotides long. NCBI's taxonomy places the organism in Eukaryota, Metazoa, Chordata, Mammalia, Primates, Cebidae. The record is from RefSeq and is a predicted model, not a curated record.
AUGCUGUUUUCCUGGCAAGGAGGCCCAAGACCGCUGCAGCUACUGCUCUGGCUUCUGCUUCUCGCAGCCUGGGAGACCGGUAGUGGCCAGCUUCACUACUCCGUCCUCGAGGAAGCAAAACACGGCACCUUCGUGGGCCGCAUCGCCCAGGACCUGGGGCUGGAGCUGGCGGAGCUGGUGCCGCGCCUGUUCCGGGUGACGUCCAAAGCACACGGGGACCUUCUGGAGGUAAAUCUGCAGAAUGGCAUUUUGUUUGUGAAUUCUCGGAUCGACCGCGAGGAGCUGUGCGGGCGGAGCGCGGAGUGCAGCAUCCACCUGGAGGUGAUCGUGGACAGGCCGCUGCAGGUUUUCCAUGUGGACGUGGAGGUGAAGGACAUUAACGACAACCCGCCCAUGUUCCCUGAAAGCAAGAAACGAAUAAUCAUUGCAGAAUCUAGACCUUCGGCAACUCGAUUUCCGCUAGAUGGCGCAUCCGAUGCAGAUAUUGGUGUAAACUCGGCAUUGACCUACCGACUGGAUCCCAACGAUUAUUUCGCUUUGGACACACAAAAUAGUCGUGAGCAAAUGUCUUCAUUAUCACUUGUACUGAGGAAAACAUUGGACAGAGAGGAAAUUCAGGAACAUAGUUUAUUACUGACAGCCAGUGAUGGAGGUAAACCCGAGCUGACUGGCACAGUUCAGCUGCUCAUCACAAUUCUGGACGUGAAUGACAAUGCCCCGGAAUUUUACCAAUCCGUUUAUAAAGUGACGGUGUUGGAGAACGCAUUCAAUAGAACAUUAGUGAUUAAGCUAAAUGCCACAGAUCCUGAUGAAGGUACAAAUGGAGAUAUAGUCUACUCAUUUAGAAGGCCUGUAUCGCCUGCAGUGCUAUAUGCAUUUACCAUAAAUACCAACAAUGGAGAAAUUAGGACAAAAGGGAAACUAGAUUUCGAAGAAAAGAAAUUGUAUGAAAUAUCCGUGGAGGCAGUUGACAAAGGAAAUAUUCCGAUGGCGGGUCAUUGUACCCUUUUGGUGGAAGUACUAGAUGUAAAUGAUAACGCCCCAGAGGUUACCAUCACUUCUUUGUCACUCCCCAUCAGAGAAGACACGUCACCUAGCGCCAUCAUUGCCCUGAUCAGUGUGUCCGAUCGUGACUCUGGCUCAAACGGACAGGUCACCUGCACCCUGACGCCGCACGUCCCUUUCAAGCUGGUGUCCACCUACAAGAAUUACUACUCGUUGGUGCUGGACAGCGCCCUGGACCGCGAGACCGUGGCGGCCUAUGAGCUGGUGGUGACCGCGCGGGACGGGGGCUCCCCCUCGCUGUGGGCCACGGCCAACGUGUCCGUGGAGGUGGCCGACGUGAACGACAACGUGCCGACGUUCGUGCAGCCCGAGUACACGGUGUUCGUGAAGGAGAACAACCCGCCGGGCUACCACAUCUUCACGGUGUCUGCGCAGGACGCGGACGCGCGGGAGAACGCGCUGGUGUCCUACUCGCUGGUGGAGCGGCGGGUGGGCGAUCGCGCGCUGUCGAGCUACGUGUCGGUGCACGCGGAGAGCGGCAAGGUGUACGCGCUGCAGCCGCUGGACCACGAGGAGCUCGAGCUGCUGCAGUUCCAGGUGAGCGCGCGCGACGCGGGCGUGCCGCCUCUGAGCAGCAACGUGACGCUGCAGGUGUUCGUGCUGGACGAGAACGAUAACGCGCCGGCGCUGCUGACUCCCCGAGCUGGCAGCGCUGGAAGCACAGUGAGCGAGCUGGUGCCGCGGUCGGCGGGGGCGGGUCAUGUGGUGGCGAAGGUGCGCGCGGUGGACGCCGACUCCGGCUACAACGCUUGGCUUUCAUACGAAUUGCAGCCGGCGGCGGUCGGCGCGCGCAUCCCGUUCCGCGUGGGGCUGUACACGGGCGAGAUCAGCACAACGCGCACUCUGGACGAAAUAGACGCGCCACGCCACCGCCUUCUGGUGCUGGUGAAGGACCAUGGUGAGCCCGCGCUGACAGCCACAGCCACGGUGCUGGUGUCGCUGCUGGAGAGCGGCCAAGCGCCAAAGGCGUUGUCGAGGGCGUUAGCAGGCGCUGUGGGUCCAGAAGCGGCGCUGGUGGAUGUCAACGUGUACUUGAUCAUCGCCAUCUGCGCGGUGUCCAGCCUAUUGGUGCUCACGCUGUUGCUGUAUACUGCGCUGAGGUGCUCGGCGCCGCCCACCGAGGGCUCGUGCGCGCCGGUCAAGUCCACUCUGGUGUGUUCCAGCGCGACAGGGAGUUGGUCGUACUCGCAGCAGAGGCGACAGAUGGUGUGCUCUGAGGAGGGCCCACCCAAGACGGACCUUAUGGCCUUCAGUCCCAGCCUUCCUCCUUGUCUUGGUCCUGCAGGAGGAACAGGCCAGACGGAGGAGAACUCAGAAUGUUUGAAAGAGGUAAGCUUAUAUUUUUAA